AUGCCCAACUACGUGAAGUUCUUGAAAGAUAUUUUGACAAAGAAAAGGAGGCUGGGUGAGUUCGAAACAGUUGCUCUAACAAAAGAUUGCAGUGCUAUGUUGAAAAGCAAAAUUCCUCCUAAAUUAAAAGAUCCAGGCAGUUUUACAAUUCCAUGUUCCAUUGGUGGGAGAGAUGUGGGAAGAGCUUUAUGCGAUUUGGGUGCUAUAACUAAUCUAAUGCCUAUGUCUAUUUUCAAGAAGUUGGGCAUUGGUGAAGCUCGGCCAACCACAGUUACAUUGCAGUUAGCGGACAGAUCAAUGGCUCAUCCGGAAGGGAAGAUUGAGGAUGUACUAGUGUAG
This is a messenger RNA of Humulus lupulus (European hop), 339 nucleotides long. RefSeq lists its product as uncharacterized. The transcript has a single exon. The record is from RefSeq and is a predicted model, not a curated record. The coding region runs from base 1 to 339 and encodes 112 amino acids. NCBI's taxonomy places the organism in Eukaryota, Viridiplantae, Streptophyta, Magnoliopsida, Rosales, Cannabaceae.